Molecule: messenger RNA, 5096 nt
Organism: Oldenlandia corymbosa var. corymbosa
Lineage: Eukaryota; Viridiplantae; Streptophyta; Magnoliopsida; Gentianales; Rubiaceae
Source: the annotation of a GenBank genome assembly
GAGAUAUAGAAAACUAGUAUUCAAAGAAAAUAAAAGGCAUUGUCCUAGCUGGAUGUUCCUGGCCUGAAGCUUGAGGAACUUUGGGAUUAUUAUUGUCUUUUUAUGAGGAUUUUACAGUAUAUCCUCUCCUUUUAAUAAAUAAAAUGGAGAAGGCGGUAGCUACUGCUUUUGAACUCUCCUUAAUGGAUGAGGUCAGAUAAAACUCAACACGAUAGGAUCUACCCUACUCAUGCUUUUAUUACAUUUGAGCUUCUAAUUAAUCUCAUAAAGCAUAUGGGAUGUACAAAACUUGAAAUUGGUACCAUAACUCCGAGUUGAUACCCAACUACAUAACAUAUUCAUAUUACCACUUUUUUUUUAUAUAUAUAUAGAACUUUCCUAACUCCUGAACAAUUUUAGUGCAUGUUUUGUUUUGGAACAAUGAAGUGAGAGCUUUGGCAACCUUUGAAAGUCCAUUGAUUGGCCCGAAGGAUGUUCGGGAAGUCGCAAGGAGACAAAGACGAUUUUGCACACAAACAGCUAGCUGGGAUGUGGGUUCGUUUUCCAGCCCAAUUAUACUCUGCCAUAACAGCAAAUUCACUGGGAGCUGAUGGAGGAGAAAUACUGAGAGACUCUUGGGCUUCAUGGCAUCCCGAAGGAUGCAUUCAUAAUUUCAUAUAUUACUUCUCCUCCUCCUCCUCCUACCAUGUAUGUUUGUAACCUUAAAAAGAACUGUACGUUUGUGACAUUGUCUAAAACUAAAAACUAGUACAUUUUCAUUUUCACUACAAAUUUAUAUUAAAGUGAAAUUUUUAAAUUCGAUAAUCAUUUUGGGACUUGUGAGUAUCAACCUUCAUGCUACCUUCUCUGGUCGCGCUUCCCUUAUUGUCAAUAAGCAAAUGCAUGAUUUCCCACCAUCUUUUUUACCCUCAAAACCAAAUAAAAACAAAAAAAAAAAAAGACUUUGAAUUUCAUUUUCCAUCUCAUUUACAGAUUAAAGUGUUGAACUUCCUCCUCCUAAUGGUAAUUUGCCCUUUUACAUCAUCACAUUGUAGUAUUGAUGGGCUACCUAGCUUACAUCAGUUUAUACUGUUUGUGUGCUUUUUUAAUGGUUGUAAGUUGUAACUUGGUAAGUGUAUCCCACUAAAAGUUAGUAGACUUAUAGUGAUCAGAAUGGAGAGAGAAGAGCAGCUGGGUAGGUGGGAUCUCCAAAAGGAAGAACCCUUUUUCACGUUGGGACAAUCAAAAUCACGAUUUGAACAAAAUGGGGAGGACCCUUUUGUUGUUAGCAUUGGUGGAAUUGGCAUUUAUGCUGAAAACAAUGCCAAUAAUCAUCAUAAUGUAAUACCCGUUGCUGCUGCUGCUGUUGAUGAUGACAAGAUUAAAGUUGUUGUUGAUCAAGAAGGCAAAGAAGAAAAGUUGGCCGGAGUUACCCAGGUUGAAGUUGAUGAGAUUCAUCAUCAUCGCAGCGGCAAAGUGGAAGCUGCUGAUGACCCAACCAAAUCCAAUGCUUUUGCUUCUUCUUCUGUCUAUUAUGAUCCAAACGAAGGAAGUAAAUCGAAUUCCACGCAUUGUAGAGAACAACAUGCCAGAAGAAAACCUGGAGACACAAAAGAUUCUAACUCAGCAAGCCUUCAGCAUUCUGAAAUUCUACCCAAGUAUGAUGGCACUAUCAUAAGUAGUAGCAAGUCUGUGGGAAAUAAUGAUGAAAGUGAAGAUUUUGACCUGAUUAAUGGAAGUGAUGCGGGAAUAGAAGUAGAUUUGGAGAAUUUACUAGGGAAGCAAAACACACAUGAUUUGUAUUGUCCAAACUGCAAUUCCUGUAUUACGAGAAGGGUGAUUCUGAAAAAGAGAAAACGGAAGGUUCGUGUUACUAGUGAGGAUGGAAAGCGUAACAAACAGGAGGCUACUGUGGUUGGCUCAAGCAGUGGGGAUCUGAAUUCUAGAGAAAUUCAGUCAGAUGUACCUACUGUAGAAGAACUUGUGGGAAAUGACUAUGAACAUGAUGAGAGAAAGCCCGAGAUCUUCAGAUGUCUAUCGUGCUUCAGCCUAUUCAUUCCCACAGGAAAGGGUUUUACAAUCUUUGGAAUGUUUCCGAACAAGGGUGAGAACAAAGCUCUCCAGAAACAGCCAAGAUCUGUGAGUAAGAACUGGAUAUCUUCGAUAUUUAGAUCACAUGAAAAGCCAAUAUCAGGAGAUAUUGACAUUAGAUCGGGCAAUGCGCUGACAACUAGCACUGUAUCACCCCUUCCCUCAUCAUCCAAAUUGGAUGCUCAAGCUCAAUCCUUAGGAAAGCAGAAAGACGAUCUUUCACAUAUCUGCGAACUCCCGGGGCCUGGAAAAAGUGGAAUUGUUUACAAAUCUCAAAAUGACGUAGAGAACUCACGCGAUUUAACAAAAGAAGAAUUGGUCAAUGGAAAGGAGACUUCCCGUGUUGGAGAUAAAUCUGAAAGUGCACUUGGAAUAAAUACAGUUGCUUCCACAAACGAGCACUUUGAGGCAGUAGCAGGCAGUCAUGGAAGCCCAUCAAAUAUCUUCAUUUCUUCUGAUGCAAUUCCUGUUGAUGGUGGGGAACUACAGGAAAAUGUUAUGUCAGUUAGCACACAAGAUGGACGUAAGCUUCUGAUCUCUUCACGAGGCAAUGAUUCACCUACACGCAAGAAGGUGGCCAUGGUCCAAAAUUCUGACCUGACAAUGCAAACUUCCUCCAAAGGCAAGGAUACAGUUAUAGUAAUAGAACCCAACGCAACUGUCUGUGAAGUAGCUACACAACAGUCACGAAACAUGCACAUCUCAGAAGAUACUGGGGACUCAGCACGUUCAGAUAUGGUUACUUCUGUAACCGAGCAAAGACGAGCCAAUGUUAGAGAAUCAUAUGGAAUUGACAUUAUAAAGAGCCUUGUUUAUGGCGGCCUAAUUGAGUCCAUUGUCAGCCUAGGUAUUGUAUCAUCUGCAGCUGGCGGUGGUACAGCAACAUUGAACAUUUUGACUCUAUCACUGGCUAAUCUGUGCGGCGGAGUUGUCCUCAUAUUUCACAAUCUUAAGGAAUUGAAGAAAGAGCCAAUGAGCGAUGAUCACCCCAUAGAUCGAUAUCAGGAACUACUGGGACGCCGUGAGAACUACUUGCUUCAUGCAACUGUCGCCAUCCUCUCCUUCCUGAUCUUCGGGUUAAUACCUCCGACAGCUUACACCUUGUCCUUCCAGAAGACAAGCUAUAGUAGUAAUGCUAGGGAUCUCAAGAUGCUUGCAUCUGCAUCCUCAGCUCUGGGGUGCAUACUGGCGCUUGCGACUGGGAAAGCUUACGUUCAGAUGCCUCCCAAAGCGUAUGUGAAAACCAUAGCAGAAUUCAUCCUCAUGGGAUUCAUGGUGUCUGGGAUUUGUUAUCUGGUUGGUGAGCAACUCGAUAGGUUAUUGCAUUUCCAGACGACCUCUGAUGGCCUUUUAGGCUUACCACACACGAUGACAACUUCUACCGGCUUCAAUUGGGCGACGUCCUCUGCCAAAAGAGAAUAACAUGAUUGCAAACUCUGGCUCCCCAAUUUUUUUGACGUUUGAGAAGACAUUCCAUUGAGCGUGCAACUGAGUUAGGAGAAUAAAACCUCAGCUGGAUAGAGAAGAAUUUCUUUUCCAUUAGGUUCUCCCAAAUGCUGACUUUAAAGGAUAAUAUCAAAAGAAUAACAUUUUCAUGCAGGAAGCAAAAUGCUUCAUCAUCACAAAAUAAAUAUUCAAACUCCCAACUUCAGAGAUGAGAAGCAUCGUGCACCACCAUGGCAUGGCUGCUCAAUCUCUCACAGUUUUCGUAGUUUUGUAUCACUUUAGUACCUCCAUCCCAAUGAAAGAAAACACUAUCCAAGUAUCCAAAUUACCCAUACACACUCAUAAAAGUCCUUAACCUCUGUUUUGGGGUCCUUUUUUUGCAAAAUAGCACGUGCACACUUUCUUUUGGCUCUGCAAAACAAAAGACAGCCACAAUUCGCUCAAGGAGCUGCUAAGAACUAAAACAGACUUAAACCUAGAACAGCCACAAUUCCAACAUGUAAAACACAAGGGAGCAAGAAGACGAACAAUGAAUACAAUGAAGAUUGAUCAAGCAUCAACAAAGACCAAAAAUAUUUUGCCUAGAUUCAGCAUCAAAUACCAAACAUACAAGGAAAACUUUACUACGGGAAAUCCUCCGGUUGAAGCUAUCGAGCAAAAAAAUGGUUUUAGACAACAUGACUUUUCUUCAAAAAUUAAUAACUAAACCAGGAGGUGUACUACUCAGCCCACACGCCUCGGUACUCUACAGAAUUCAAAAGUCUGUCAGAAAUUAUCAGGAGCAAAAGCCCUUCCAUAUGCAACAGUAUUUGAAUGAAGGCCACGAGGAGAACAUAGGACCUAUCUUGAUCAUGUUCUUGGAACUACUACAGUGUAAACACAAUCAAGGAAGCAAGCUCCUCCUGUGAACCUAUUGACACUUGCUAGAUCCCUGACGAUCCAAUUCUUGCUUGCUUUUGCCUUUCUUCAUCUUGGCUUUAACCCGUGACUUGCUUACCAGGGUUUGCACCGUGUUGGCAAAAUUCCCAACCGCCAUAAUUAUCAAAAGUAUACCACAUGUGAUUACCUGCCAUAGCACAACUGAAUGUUAAAAUAACAAACAGAUCUUACAAACGUUGCAGCCCCACCCAGACCCAAAAAAUAAUAGAAGUAAAGAUAAACAUCCUCCAGUGAAAAAUUUUAGAUGUAACUUUACACAUCAGACUAAUUCACCUGCCACUCAGAUGUAACACCAACCAAUGCAGUUUUAAGCAACAGGAGUCCGACAUACGCUUCAAACCCCUGAAAUAAGGAGUUAACAAGCCAUCAUUUUCCAAAGAUGAGCAGCAUAGUUAAAACACAAUUACAUUCAAGACAACAUCUGCUACCAAAUACACAUCCAUUCUAUCGGCGAUCAAGACACAGUGACAAUAGUUGGGUUGUGCCCAAUUGUGGUGCCAUUGGGUUUGUGUUUAGGUUUAAUUUCACAUUCCGAAAACAGAGGAAAGCAAGUAACUCACAUGGAUGCCUAAUGACAAAAUAAAAUGAUACUUCAACACAUGGAAAAAAAAAACACGUUUGGCAUUGUGCACUUUAACAAC